Eruca vesicaria subsp. sativa (arugula) is the source of this 783-nucleotide messenger RNA. NCBI's taxonomy places the organism in Eukaryota, Viridiplantae, Streptophyta, Magnoliopsida, Brassicales, Brassicaceae. The record is from the annotation of a GenBank genome assembly.
CAAAGUAAGAGUUUCUUAAGCAUAAGAUAGCCGAAGGUCCAAUGGAUUCUCUACAUGAUGGAACCCUCUGUUCCAGAAAAAGAGGUCAGAUGAACGUCAAUGGAGAAUCGUUUCAUGGUUUCUUCAAACGGAUCAAACAAGGAGAUCAGACACAAGCCCAACUUGAGAAGAACACUACUCUGUUCUAUCAAAGAACAAAGUCAGAGAACGCCAGGUUGAUAAAGCCUGAUGUUCAGCUUCACCUAGAUACAAAGGCUCAUACAGAGACAUCUAAAGAUCGUAGGACAUACGUGGACCUUGAGCUAAAUCUUUCUUUAUCAGCAAGUUCCACAGUGGAAAAAAUCACGAAGAAAGACGAAUGUCCAAAAGGAAAAACUUUGAUCAUGACACCAAGUAAUAAAGGAAAAACAGGGGUUAUAGGGCUAAGCCGGUCCCCUUCUUGGCUAGCGUUUGAAGGUAAUGAUGAUAAUGAUGAUGAGAAGAAGCAAGAGAUGGUAACAACGGUGUGCAUGAAGUGUCACAUGCUGGUAAUGCUCUGCAAAUCAACUAUGGUGUGUCCCAACUGCAAGUUCAUACACCCUGAUGAUCACAGCUCCACAAAAGUGUUUAAGCCUUUGAGUUUGUUUAAGCUUUUAUGCUAGGCUUUUGCCGUUUGAGGGUAUGUAUGUUGAUUCUAGUUAAUGGGUCUAGUAAGAAUUAAUGUGAAACUAGAUAUGUAUAUACAAGUGCUGAUAAGUAUUAUCCUGUGCUUAUAUAUGAAUUUGCUAUCAACUUAUAUGUUAC